GUGGAAGGACUCCAUCAGUACGGCCCCAUGUGGAAGGCAAGCUUUGGCCCCAUCCUGACAGUUUACGUGGCCAAGCCGGAGCUCAUAGAGCAGGUCCUGAGGCAGGAGGGCCAGUACCCCAUGCGCUCCAACCUGUCCUCCUGGAAGGACUACAGGAAGCUCAGAGGACUCCACUGCGGACUCUUGACGGCUGAGGGUGAGGAGUGGCAGGAGGUGCGAAGUCUCCUGGGGAAGCACAUGCUGCGACCGAAGGCAGUGGAAGUUUACGACAAGACCAUGAACGGCGUCGUCGAUGACCUCAUUGCCAAGCUUCGCCACAGCCGGAGCUCUCAGGGCCUGGUCACCGACAUCUCCAGCGAGUUCUAUCGCUUUGGUCUCGAGGGCAUUUCCUCGGUGCUGUUUGAGUCCAGAAUCGGUUGUUUGGAUUCGGUCGUUCCAGAGGAGACGGAGCGUUUCAUCCAGUCCAUUAAGACCAUGUUUGUGAUGACCCUGAUCACCAUGGCCCUGCCAAACUGGUGCUACCAGUUUUACCCCAAACCCUGGAAUGACUUUUACCAGUGCUGGGACUACAUGUUUGAGUUUGCAAAGGGUCACAUCGACCAGCGGAUGGCCGCUGAUGCUGACAGGAUCGCCCGAGGAGAGACGGUGGAGGGGCGUUACCUCACCUACUUCCUGUCACAGACCAAGCUGCCCAUGAAGACCAUCUACAGCAACAUCACCGAGCUGCUCCUCGCCGGAGUCGACACGAUCUCCAGCACCUUGUCCUGGACGUUGUACGAGCUGUCCCGUCACCCAAAGAUCCAGGCUGAGAUCAGGAAGGAGGUGCUGACGGUGCUGGGGGGUCRGAGGAUCCCCGUGGCCGCAGACGUGGCCAACAUGCGUCUCCUGAAGGCCACGGUCAAAGAGGUGCUCAGAUUGUACCCAGUCAUCCCUGCUAACGCAAGGGUCGUUCCAGAGAGAGACAUCCAGGUUGGAGGCUACAUCAUUCCAAAAAAUACUUUAAUUACCUUGUGCCAGUUUGCAACAUCACGGGACCCCUCCGUGUUUCCAAAUCCAAAUGACUUCCAUCCGUACCGCUGGUUCAGUAAGGACCAGUCUCAUCACCCGUACGCCUCCAUUCCCUUCGGCGUGGGGAAGCGCAGCUGCAUCGGUCGCCGGCUCGCGGAGCUGGAGCUGUAUCUUGCUCUGUCACGGAUCCUGACUGUGUUCGAUGUGAAGCCGGAUCCAAGGGGAGUUUCUGUAAAGCCCAUGACCCGAACCCUUCUAGUCCCUAAAGAUGUCAUCAACCUGCAGUUUAUCGAACGAUGACCCGCUCGUUUCUCCUGAUCUUUGUCAUUUUGCACCGUGAGUCGUCGUUUCCUCCCCACCACCCCCUCCAACCUAUCCUGGGAGCUGGACCGGUGGCAGGCAUCGUUAUCACGGGAACCAUGAGGCAGGUCUUCAGCCUUUGACCCAGAAAGAUGGACUAACCUGCAGCCCAGGGAAGCACAGGCAGGACUGACAUAGUUUUUUUUUUUCUUACUUUUCUGGGUCAGGUGUUGUGACUAAACUCAUGCAGUUUUUUUUAAAACCCAUGCUCACUAAACAAGUGAUCAAGUUACUUUUGCACAGGUAAAAACUUACGUUUUUGGACUGAAAUUUAAUCAGACAAAGCUGUUUUUUUUUUCUUUUUACAAAAUCUGCUCUAACACAGCUGUGGUCAGAGUUGAUUUUCCAGGAAACAUGUUCUUCCUACAUUGUUAAAUACAGGAUCAGUGAUUUCCUGUGUCCUGCUGCUAACAUUGGACUUAAAGAACAUGUCGGCAGAGGUUCGAGAACACGACAGUCACGGAAUAUAAACUGGAGUUUCUUGGA
Austrofundulus limnaeus is the source of this 1854-nucleotide messenger RNA. It is a transcript of the gene cyp27b1, whose product is annotated as cytochrome P450, family 27, subfamily B, polypeptide 1. Gene Ontology annotation, cellular component: mitochondrial inner membrane. Lineage: Eukaryota; Metazoa; Chordata; Actinopteri; Cyprinodontiformes; Rivulidae. The record is from RefSeq and is a predicted model, not a curated record. Gene Ontology annotation, molecular function: iron ion binding; oxidoreductase activity, acting on paired donors, with incorporation or reduction of molecular oxygen; heme binding. Gene Ontology annotation, biological process: C21-steroid hormone biosynthetic process; cortisol metabolic process; cellular response to peptide hormone stimulus.